GUGACGUGGCGCCGUAUUUCGUCACAGGCAGGUCGCUGACUACGGCGUCGGCGGCGCUGAGACGGGGCGGUGUGCUGCAGCUAUAGCGGCGACAUGAGUGACUGCGUAUCGCGUUUCUCCGGACCAAACCGGGCAGCAGCGUGGACUCUCCGCCAGCCUGUCUAAGAAGACCGCAGGGUCCAGGUGUCACGUGACCAUGAGAAGGUGACAGCCGCUGCCGGACCCAUGGCCAGGUUGAGUCUAUCCUGCCGUCUUCCGGCCUCCUGGCAUUUCAGCCUGUCACUCCUGUCCCUGGGGUGCCUGCCUCGACAGCGCCUCUUCUGGCCAGUGCUUGUGACAUGCCUGCUGCUGCUUCUCCUGGGCCUGUACCAGACGGAGCACUGGAAGCCUGCUCAGCAAACAGGACACGUGAAUAAGUAUUUUUCCUUCCUGGAACACAUGGAAGCGACUGACGUAACAAACCGCGCGCUGAACUACGGCAUCGUGGUCGACUGCGGAAGCAGCGGCUCACGUGUCUUUGUCUACUACUGGCCCCCCCACAACGGCAACCCCCACUCGCUGCUGGACAUACGACAGAUGCGGGACCACGACCGCACCCCCGUGGUCAAGAAGAUUAAGCCAGGCAUAUCCACCCUGGCGCUCAUGCCUGACAAGGCCAGCGAUUACCUGCAGCCCCUGCUCAGCUUCGCGGCAGCUCGCAUCCCUAGGGAGAAGCACCGGGAGACCCCCCUCUACAUCCUAUGCACGGCUGGCAUGAGGCUGCUGCCCGAGAGCCAGCAGGUGGCGAUAUUGGAAGACCUGGCGAGAGACGUGCCCACAGAGUUCGACUUCCUGUUCUCCAGCUCCCAGGCGGAAGUGAUCUCUGGGAAACAGGAAGGAGUUUAUGCAUGGAUUGGCAUUAAUUUCGUGCUUGGCCGCUUCGACCACGCCGACGAAGGGGAGGAUGCUGUUGUCGAGGUUACUACUGGAGUGCAGAAUCAGGAGCCAAUCAGCCGCAGGCGUACGGUUGGCAUCAUCGACAUGGGCGGAGCCUCGCUGCAAAUAGCUUAUGAAGUGCCCACUGCCAUCACCUUCAGCUCACCCGAGCAGGAGGAGACAGCCAAGAACUUGCUGGCAGAGUUCAACCUGGGCUGCGACAAGGACCACACUCAGCACGUAUACCGUGUCUACGUCACCACGUUCCUGGGCUACGGGGGCAACAUGGCACGGCAGCGCUACGAGGAUGACCUAGUCAACAGCACGCUGGCCAGGAACAGGCUCACGAACGAUCAGACGGGCACGGGUGAAUCCACGCCCUACCUAGACCCCUGCCUGCCGGCGGGUCUCUCCGACACGGUGCAGCGGAACGGGCAAACGGUCUUCCUGCGGGGGCUGGGCGACUGGCAGCGGUGCCAGGAGACGGUGAGGCCGCUGCUCGGACAGCCGAACGGCACAGCCUCCCUGCGCGGUGCCUACCAGGCCCCCGUCGACCACCACAACAGCGAGUUCUACGGCUUCUCCGAAUUCUACUACUGCACCGAGGACGUGCUGCGCAUCAGCGGACAGUACGACAGCGGCCGCUUCUCCAGAGCUGCAUCGGAUUAUUGCGCCACCAAGUGGUCGACGUUGAAGCAGCGGCUGGACAGCAAGCUUUUCUCCAUACAAGCAGACCUUUCCAGACUAAAGUACCAGUGCUUUAAGUCGGCCUGGAUGUUCGAGGUUCUGCACACGGGGUUCCGGUUUCCACGGGAGUACAUAGGCCUGAGGACGGCACAGCUGGUCUAUGACAAGGAAGUGCAGUGGACACUAGGGGCCAUGCUGUUCAAAACGCGAUUCCUGCCGCUCAGGGACCUCCAGCAGGAGUCGCUGCGGCCAUCUCACACCAGCUGGCCACGCAUCGCCUUCGUCUACAACCACUACCUGUUCUUCGCCUGCAUGCUGACGGUGCUGCUGGCCAUCCUGCUGUACAUCCUGCGACUGCGGCGCAUUCACCAGCGGGAGCAGCGGCAGGUGGAGGCCCUGGACCUGCUGUGGGUGGAGGAGGGCGAAGCCCUGGUGGGGGUCUAAGGGACACGGCAAAGCAGCGGACGCCCACGGCAGGGUUUUCGGGUGGGGAUGGGAGGUGGAUGCAUAUAAUCACCUCAUCGGAGAGACGUAAAGGAUGAUCAAGGAGUUUAAGAGGGAGAUUUCAGUUCUACUCCUCCGUCCUCAAGGGGGCACCGUCCACCCAGCACAAGCGUCUGGCUGGGUUGUCAACAUGGCCACAUUUAGUUUUGCCGGGCAUCUCAGGGUCGCCUCGUCCGGGGCUCCUCCGUCCGGGGUCACGGUCGCCGAGGGGUUCGAGGCCGGGAGAGAAGCUGAGCGCACCACCUCCUGGAAGAAAAGCACCCCCAGCUCCGAGCGGCAAUCUGGCCGCUGCCAGGAAGCCAUAAAAUGUUUGUUUAAACAAGGUCCCGGUUCAGCGGAGAGCUGCCUCCCCGCAGGACCUUCAUGGGGGCCCCCCCUGUCCUUGCAGCAAAAGGGGCGUGUCCUAAUACUGCCACAAUGAGAAAUGGCAGCACGGCAAAUGAACUUUUUUCUUUUUUUUUACGGGGUAGUGUUACGCCGUGUUGCAUCAGAUGAAGGACAGUGCUGAUUUCAGUGCUCGGCUUCCAGCGUCGGGGGGGUGGGGGAGGGGCAUUAGCACAGAUAUGAAGCCAGGUGAUUCUAAACUUGGGUGACAGUGUCGCUAAUUGCCAGCCAGCAGAAACCGACGCGAAGGGCCCGGAUUCGCGUCCGUCAGUCUGAUUUACGUGGUGACCGAGACCGUCGUCAUGGAGACCACCGCUGCCAGGGAAGUAGGUGUGGGGUGGGUGCUCGCUGCAAAUAGAGCGUGGUGACAAAUUGAACUCCCGCCUGUCGUUCUCUUUUAUGCUGGAAACGUGCCCCCAGCGAGCGCUACGCACCCCACCCCACCCCCAUACCGCUGUAAAUAUUUUCCUCGUUUUGUGCCGAACCAUGUUGACUUUUUCCCUCAUCGUCUGAGGCACUUGUACGUCUGGCAUUACCGAAGCUGAUUUUUCCCGCUACUUCUUGAACUACCAAGGAACACCUGUGUACUCAAACAUGUGAAAGGUGCCUUUCGGUGGUUUGGUGAUUCCCCCCCCCCCCAUUUUCCAGGUAUGAAUUGGUUUGGUUACAAAGGCCAAAGGUCUUCAGUGUGAUUUGAUCAGUUAAUCAAUGAUGGGACCUAGGCACCUAACCAUCCUAACCGGGCAUUGUGCAAUGUAAAUACAGGGCAAAGGAAUGCUAUUCGGGUGGGGCUCUGGGAUGACUGUUUGGGCCACAAACUGCAGGCUUAUUAAAUUAUUUUUUUUUUAACUGAG
Paramormyrops kingsleyae is the source of this 3344-nucleotide messenger RNA. RefSeq names its product ectonucleoside triphosphate diphosphohydrolase 7-like. NCBI's taxonomy places the organism in Eukaryota, Metazoa, Chordata, Actinopteri, Osteoglossiformes, Mormyridae. The record is from RefSeq and is a predicted model, not a curated record. Gene Ontology annotation, cellular component: membrane; Golgi apparatus. Gene Ontology annotation, biological process: UDP catabolic process; CTP metabolic process. Gene Ontology annotation, molecular function: ribonucleoside triphosphate phosphatase activity; UDP phosphatase activity; GDP phosphatase activity.